AUGGCCGACCAACAACCUAGCAUCACAUCUAUUCUGGCGGCUUUAGCUGCUCAAAGGCCUACGGUCGCUCCUGCCCAAAAUCAGCAGCCAGCAUACCAACAACCACCUCAGCAACAUCCACCGCAACAACAGAAUCUGUACGCACCCCAAGGCGGAUACUCCUUACCACAACCUACGAGCUCGGGGAGUGUGGACCUUAGCAGUAUCAAGCCUGUGAACUCUGGAACGGUCAGUUUAACGGAUGCCAUUGCGAAGGCGAAAGCAAUUGCUGCGGAAAAGGGUCUCUCGUAUGAGCGACCUCCUCCUUCAUACGGUGCACAGGAUCCUCGCCUGGCCGGUGGUAGACCAUAUCAAAACUCUAGAUCUCGAUCCCGAUCCCCGCCAGCACGUCGAGAUGCCUACCGAGACAAUUCGAAUCCGUAUAGAGAUGAGCGACGAGGCGAUCGGGGACCUGUUGCGCGUGACUACCGCGAGCGGUCCUUUUCUCCUGGCCCAAGGGGCAGAGGUCCACCAAACGCAUUCCCGCCAACCCAUGGAGGCGGUUAUGCCACUCGAGAUCGGUCCCCUCCCCGAGGAGCAGACGACAAUGUUGAAUCCAUAUCCAUCGAAUCCAACCUUGUUGGUUUGAUCAUUGGUAGACAGGGCGAAAAUUUAAGACGUGUCGAAGCCGAGACUGGCUGCAGGGUACAGUUCAUCACGGGUCCCGAUGAGACUGGCCCUUACAGACAAUGCAAAAUUACAGGAACUCGAGCUGCUCGAGCAAAAGCCAAGGCCGAAAUCAAUCGCAUAAUCGAUGACAGUGGCAUGGCUGCGAAUGCUCGUGCUGCUGCAGAGCGACCUCGGGAUGGACCGCCUGGCCGCGCUUCGUCACAUCAACCAGCCUUAAGAGAUGGCGAGGAUAGCAUGCAAAUCAUGGUGCCUGAUAGAACCGUCGGCCUCAUCAUUGGUCGAGGAGGGGAGACAAUCAGAGAUUUACAGGAAAGAAGUGGCUGCCAUGUCAAUAUCGUUGGAGAACAGAAGAGCGUCAAUGGCCUUCGACCUGUCAAUUUGAUCGGCUCCCGAGAGGCGGCGGCUAAAGCCAAAGACCUGAUCAUGGAGAUUGUUGAGAGUGACAGUAAGAGCGCGGCCACCAAGGACCGAGUUCCGGCUUCAAGAGACGGUGGCCGAGAUCCAGGCUAUGGAGGUGGCUUUGGCGGCGCUGUUGCGGAUAAGAUCAACGAUUCCAUCUUCGUACCAUCUGAAGCUGUCGGCAUGAUCAUUGGCAAGGGCGGAGAAACCAUCAAGGAUAUGCAAGCAACAACCGGUUGUAAAAUCAACGUAUCGCCAUCUUCAGGUCCAGGUGAGGUUGAGCGUGAAAUCGGCCUGGUUGGAUCGCGGGACGCAAUCGCUGCAGCGAAGCGUGCCAUCGAGGACAAAGUUGAGGCAGCACAGAAGAACGGCGGCGGCGGCGGAGGUGCCAGAGCUCGCGCCUCUCAAAACGAUUAUGGAGAUAGAGCGUACUCCCAACCUUCGUAUGCUCAGCCACAAGGACAACAGAAAGCCCAAGCACCAGCACAAGCUACUGCCACCGCUGGCGCCGAAGACCCUUAUGCAGCCUAUGGAGGCUAUCAGAACUAUGUGGCACUGUGGUAUCAGGCCCUCGCACAACAACAACAGGCAGGUCAAGCCCAAGGAGACUCAUCAAAACCGCCCGGAACUUCGUAGCUGUCGACUUUGAACCCGCUUCAGGAUACGAGGCAUCGCCCAUGACUGCACGAUUCGCAUGACUUGCAUAAUCUUCGUCCGAGAUUGCACUGAGACUAUGACUUCGACUGGAUCCAUAUGACAUGCCUGCAUGCACAUGAUGACCAAUAUUCCUGAUUUCUGGUCCAUUUUUCCAUUUUCCAACUUGCCCUGGCAGAUUAAAGUGGAAAAUCUGACCACUCUUUUCUGCUACGGUCUGAUAUGACUCGAUGCCAACACUGAUCACUCGAACUUGCUAAGCUCACUUGCAUUGAUCUCGCCUUGCUUGCCAUGAUCUUGCUCAGCACUUGCGAUCUGAUACAAAUGACUUGCACUGAUUGGUCAAGCUCGCCCCGUUCGCGA
This is a messenger RNA of Hyaloscypha bicolor E, 2085 nucleotides long. RefSeq lists its product as uncharacterized. Gene Ontology annotation, cellular component: cytoplasm; nucleus. The record is from RefSeq and is a predicted model, not a curated record. NCBI's taxonomy places the organism in Eukaryota, Fungi, Ascomycota, Leotiomycetes, Helotiales, Hyaloscyphaceae. The transcript has 4 exons. Gene Ontology annotation, biological process: regulation of gene expression. Gene Ontology annotation, molecular function: mRNA binding. Bases 1 to 1704 code for a protein of 567 amino acids.